This is a messenger RNA of Magallana angulata, 1002 nucleotides long. RefSeq names its product E3 ubiquitin-protein ligase TRIM33-like. The transcript is spliced from 2 exons. Lineage: Eukaryota; Metazoa; Mollusca; Bivalvia; Ostreida; Ostreidae. Gene Ontology annotation, molecular function: zinc ion binding. Bases 1 to 1002 code for a protein of 333 amino acids. The record is from RefSeq and is a predicted model, not a curated record.
AUGUCGAAUGGUUUCGUUGCACCAGAACAGUUCCUUCAUAUGUUCCUUAAGUGUCACAUGUGUAAUAACGAGUUCGACGAAGGACAAAAGCACGCUCGUCUACUUCCGUGCAUGCACUCUCUUUGCUUCGAAUGCCUGAACAAGACCAAAGUCAAUGAUCAGCUGCAAUGUCCAACCUGCACUGUCACUCACUCCGUGAGUAACUUUGAUGAAACAUGUCCACGUGAUAACACAAGACGUGACCUGAUGGAUUUUGUCAAGGUCAAACAUUCGCUCAUUACUGUUUGCUGUAGUGUUUGUCCUUCGGAAAUUGCAACUAUUAGAUGUACGCAAUGUGCGGAGUUUCUGUGUGAUGACUGUCAAAAGGCACACAUGCGUGUUAGUGUGACUAGAAACCACAGCCUGUUUGAAUUAGCCGAGCUUAAGAAGUCCAACAACGUGGAAGCUUUUUGCCGACCAUUGAUGUGUAGCAAGCACCCGGAUACUGCUUUAAAUAACUAUUGCACUAAAACAACAUGCCGGAAACCUGUUUGUGUUAAUUGUGUCAUUGACAGUUGCAGAGAGGCCAACGAUCAUAAAAUUGAAAAUAUUGACAGCGUUGCAAAUGCAAAGAGGCAGCUUAUGAAAGAUCAGAUAUCCAAUGCCGAAGAUGUAAGUAAACAAAUACAAAGCAUAAUCAAUGAGAUUAAAGUUGAACAGAAUAAAAUGUUAAAUAUGGAGAAGUCAGUGGAGGAAGAGAUUGAUAAAACAUUUCGCAAUCUAGAGCGUAUUUUGUGGAAUAGGCAUGCAAAUUUAAAGAAGACCUUAAAAAGCAAUGUUUUGAGCAAACAGAGUCAUCUGAAAGCACAGGAAGACAAUUUAAGGAAACUGAAGUUAGAUAUUGAAGAGUCCAACAAGUUUGCAAACCAAACACUUUCUUCUCCCAGCGCACCAGCUCUUCUUCAGGUGUACCCGACAAUUCAGAAUAAAUUGAAUAAUCUUGCCACACAGUACUUUGAAUAG